Molecule: messenger RNA, 1056 nt
Organism: Zerene cesonia (dogface butterfly)
Lineage: Eukaryota; Metazoa; Arthropoda; Insecta; Lepidoptera; Pieridae
Gene: serpin-33
Product: antitrypsin-like
Exons: 8
Coding region: 1-1056 (351 amino acids)
Molecular function (GO): serine-type endopeptidase inhibitor activity
Source: RefSeq, a predicted model, not a curated record
AUGAAUUCGAUGAAGGACGAUGAAUUCGCUCAGGAUUAUUUACAGUCGCAUUUCAAUACCAGCGCAGUUGUAUCGACUUUGAGUCUACGGCUAUCUCUGUGCAAGAUAGCAAACUUCGCCCAAGGAGGUGUUAAACACGAACUUUUAUCUAUUCUAGGUUAUAAAAAGACGAAUGAGAUAAAACCAAGUUAUGAAGAUCUAGAAGAACUACUGAACACGUUGAAAAGCAUCGAUUUCAUUUUAUUCAACAGGAUAUUUGUAAACUACACAAAUGAGUUUACAAAAACGUUUUUGUCUACUGAAUUUGGGGUUCGGGUCGAUAAAGUUGGCUUUAAAUAUUCAGACACUGCGACCUCUUUUAUAAAUAAAUUGAUCGACGGUGCAACAUACAAACGAAUAACAGAUGUGAUAGAAACACGAGAUAUUCAUAAUGAGACCUCCUUAAUAGCUGUUAACGUCGCCUACCUUAAAGUACGGUUACCUGGGAAGUCCCGUUUGAUUUGCGACAAACGAAGCACUCUAAAUUCAGACAGUACAACGGUAAUUAACAUGAAGUUAGCUAGUGCAGGAGCAUCAGUGACAAUAGUCAUACCAAUUGACAUGGAGAGUCUCAAAGACUUCCUGAACAACUUGGACAAACCAAAUUUCUUUAGAAAAAUUAAAAGUAGAAUGCGCUUCGAGCUUGUCGAUAUAGAAUUACCGAGAUUCAAAAUAAAGACCGCAAUUGAGUGGACGGAUUCGUUGAAAAAGAUAGGUUUGAAAACUAUAUUCCUGAAAAAUACCACAGACCUCAGUAGCGUAUUGAAGGAAACCUCUCAAGACCGACACGUUUACCUGAGCAAAGUGAAACAGAAGAACUUCUUGCAAGUAGACGAAAUGGGGGUGCUUCGCCAGGAGCCUCAAGAUGAACUCAAACCGAAACCAGCGGACCAACGCUUCGCGAUGUAUGCGACAGCUGACAGACCUUUCUACUUCAGUAUCAGCUUACAUUUCGACAGAUCUGAUUAUUUGAACGUUGAAGACUUAUUCAGUGGUAUUUAUUUUGGGCCGGAAUAA